GGGCGGUUUGAAAGCGGCCGGCGGGCGGGGUGCGGCUGCCAGUUGAGGGGUCGGGUGCGCCGUUCCGCGGUAAGUGAGAGAGUGUUCCAAUCGGUCGGUGAUUGAACGAGCUAGGAGGAGGGCGCACCGCUCUGCGAUUAACAGCAAGGCAAUGCAAAGAGUUUCAAGGUUAAAAAAAGAACUACAGCUGUUGGCGAACCAGCCUCCACCUGGUAUUUCUUGCUGGCAGAAAUGUGAUCAAAUGGAUGAAUUACGAGCACAAAUUUUGGGAAGUGCUAAUUCGCCAUAUGAAGGUGGAAUAUUUAAUCUUGAAAUUAUUGUUCCCGAAAGAUACCCAUUUGAACCUCCAAAAAUUCGUUUUCUUACUCCGAUCUAUCAUCCUAACAUUGACACAGCAGGAAGGAUCUGCUUGGACAUCUUGAAGUUGCCUCCAAAGGGAGCCUGGAGGCCAUCUCUUAAUCUCUCUACUGUGUUGACCUCCAUUCACUUAUUGAUGUCUGAACCUAAUCCAGAUGAUCCCCUCAUGGCUGACAUUUCAUCUGAAUUCAAAUAUAACAAGCAAUCUUUUCUGGAAAAUGCAAAACAGUGGACAUUAAAGCAUGCAACACAAACAAAGGACAAGGUACCUGCAUACCUCAAAGAAAAUCUGAACCAGGUGGAACCAGAUGUGACUAAGGAAAGACAAGUACCACAGGAAAGACAAGUACCACGGAAAAGAUCUGCCUGUGAUUCUGAAAAUGCCAAAAAAUUCUGUUUGUGAAUAGUGUGGUAUUUAUGUAUUUUAUAAUUUUUAAUGUUUUUAAUUGUCCUGAAAGUUGUCACUUUUGUUUCAAUAAAAUGUUUAAUUUAACUGUUGACUGUCAGUAAACCACCUGGGGGGGGGGGGAA
Molecule: messenger RNA, 888 nt
Organism: Pristis pectinata (smalltooth sawfish)
Lineage: Eukaryota; Metazoa; Chordata; Chondrichthyes; Rhinopristiformes; Pristidae
Gene: ube2t
Product: ubiquitin-conjugating enzyme E2T (putative)
Exons: 7
Coding region: 152-760 (202 amino acids)
Source: RefSeq, a predicted model, not a curated record